AUGGCCGGGAAUGGGGAGUGGGGCCCCGACGGCGGCUCCGCGUUCAACGGCGCAACAGGCGGCGGGAUUGUCGGCCAUGGCGGCCAAGGCGGUCACGGAGAUUACGCCGAGGAAGGUGAUUACGGGGAAGAGGACGGCGCGUAUGAGGAUUAUUUGCCGGAGGACGGCGGCCCUGGUCCUCCGCACCCCCAAGGCGGAGCGGAGUACGGGGAGUACGCGGAGUACGGGGAAGAGGGCGCGGGGAUGGGCGGAGGGUACGCGGAGCAGCAAGGGUAUAUUGAAGGGGGGGAAUACGAGGCUGAUGGUGGUGAAUAUGGGGGGGGAUAUGAAGGGCAGGAGGGAUAUGAGGGACAGGAGGGAUACGAGGGACAAGAGGGAUAUGAGGGACAGGAGGGUUACGAAGGUCAAGAGGGUUACGAGGGAGAAGAGUACAUGGAGCACGAGAUAGGUCACCAGCAGUACGACGAAUAUGGUAACCCUAUUGGCGAAGGAGAGAUGUACGACGAAUAUGGUAACCCUAUCGGCGAAGAGGAGCUGUUAACCCAGCAGCAGCAGGAUCAGGGGCAGUACCAUGCGCAGGGACCUGGGUCUGGCCCUGCUGGUGGUGCUGGUGUAACCAUGACUCCCCAUGGUUCGCAAGGGAGCUACAGAGAGGGGCCUAGCCCGGGGAGAGGAUCGGCAGGAGCAGCAGCAGCAGGGAUGGUGCCUCUACAGCAGCAGCAGCAGCAGUAUGAAGGGGAGUACGACGACCAGGAGCAGUAUGCGGAGGGGCAUCAGGAGGGGUAUGAGGGCGAGGAGGGGUAUGAGGGUCAGGAGGGUUACGGAGGGGAGGAAGGGUAUGCUGGGGAAGAGGGUGGGUAUGAGCAGGAGGGGCAGGAGGGAGUGGUGUACGCGCAGGGGCAGCACGAGCAGGGGGAUUUUGACGAAGGGCAGUAUGAGGAGGGGUAUGACGAUCAGCAACAGUACGGCGAGCAGCAGCAAUACGGGGAGCAGGGUCAAUACGAAGGGCAAGAACAGUAUGAGGGGCAGGAGCAGUAUAUGGAAGGGGAGUAUAUGGAAGGGCAAUACCCGGAAGAUGGGCAGUACGAGCAAGAGGGGCAGUAUGAGCAAGGGGUGCAGUACGAGCAAGGGCAUGGGGAGAUGGGGUACGAGGGGGAAGAAGGGGCGGUGUAUGAAGGCGAGGUGUGCACAUGUGAAGAGUACGGCGGUGUCCCACACGAGCCUCACGAUUUUCACGAUGAUGAUGGUAUCAGAGCAGGAGGGUACGAAGGCCACGAUCAGGGGGGCGUUGGGAACGGACAGGGGUAUGUUGAGGGAGGGAUGGAGGGGGAGGAGUAUGGGGAGGAGGGGUAUAUGAUGGGGGAGGAGGGGUAUGGUGGGCAUGAGGGAGGGUAUGUGAACAAGUAUGGGGAGCAGGUGGAGUGGGUGGAAGGGGAGGAAGGGUACGUGGGGGAAGGGGGAGGGGAGGGGAUGGCGGGUCAUGAUGGGAUGGGGGGUAUGGGAGGGAUGGGGCACUAUCCCCUGGGAGCAGCAGGAGUAGAUGUCUCUGGUGCUGCUGCUGGUGCUGUAGGUGGUGCUGGUGGCGCUGCUAUGUACGGGGAAGACGAGCGGGAUGAGGAUGAUGCUGACGGGAGGAUAGAGCAUGAGAUAGACGAGGAAGAUGAGUUUGGCGCGUACGACCUUGCACUGAGGAAGCACCUAUCGGGGAUACCAGAAGGGGACGAAGAGGCAGAGGCAGAAACACCUGCUCCAAGGUCUAAAGGAAAGUUUGUUCUUCCUUCCAUGCUGGAACAGGGUGGGACGAUUCAGGAAGGGAGUGAUGAGGGCGGGGGAGGGGACUGGGAGGAAGGGGAUCGGGAGGAGGACGAGGAGGGAGAGGAGAGGGGAGGGGAGGAGGAGGAGGCACGGGGCAGAAGGGCGAAUGGGAGGGCGGGUCGAGGGGAGCAGGAGGGUUAUCGAGACGGGGAGGGGGAAGGGGAAAUGGCAGGGGAUGGGGAAGAGGAAGGACCGGGGUCAGUGGUCUCGUUUGAGAGCGGUGAAGAAGGGUUGGAUGAGGAUGAGCAGGCUAGAGGCGUGGUGGAGAGCCGGAUAGUGGAAUCAGGUCGGGCUUUAAACAAAACCAGCACUGGUUCUGGGUCUACGAGAGAGAACGAGACAGGAUCUGUGAUAGAGAGGGAUACUGCUGCUAAGAGCUGGGGUAAGUUUGCGCACCCUGCAUUGGGUAGGGGAGGGAGGAAGAACGGGGGGAGAGUGAAUGGGGAGGUGGAGGGGGAGUAUGGGGGAAUGAAUGGGGAUGUGCUAUAUGAAGAUGAUGAGGAGGGGUAUAGGGAGGAUGAGUAUGGCGAGGAAGGGGGGUAUGGUGAGGAAGGGUAUGGGGAGGAGUAUGGGGAGGAGGGCGAGAUGGGCGAGGAGGGAGAGAGGUAUAUGGAGGAGGAAGGGGGAGAAAGCGGAGGAGAGGGAGAGGGAGGAGAGGAGGAAGAGCGAGAGGGAGAGGGCGAGGGAGGGGGAGGGGGAGAAGGAGGAGGGGGAGGAGGCGGGUUUGCGUUGCUGUCAAUGGGGAAGGAUAUGCCAUUGGCAUUGGAAGGUCAACCUGUGGAUUAUUCUGUUGGGGAUCUGGAAAAAGCCUUUCGUGCCAUGCAGGGUGGAGGAGGGGCAGGGGGAGGGGCAGGAGGGGCGGGAGGGUCCCUUGCUUCUGCCUUCUCCGCUGCAGCAGCAGGAGCGGGAGCAGGAGCGGCGGACGCGAGAGCAGAGAAGGGUGGUGGUGGUGGUGGCAAGUCGGGACAGAAAGGGAGUGGCGGAGGAGGAGGCGGAGGGGGUUUUGCUCUGCUGGAGCUACAGGAUGGGAUCGAUGGGUUGAUUGGGCAACCGGGGCAGCGGAUAGAUGAUUCUGUUGGGGAUUUGGAGAAGGCUUUCAGGCAAAUGCUGGGCGGGAAACUGGGACAGGGGCAGGGGCAGGGGCAGGGGCAGGGGGGGCAAUCGGGGGGUAAAGGUGGCGCAAGAGAAAGGGGAGGUGAUGAGGAGGGUGAGGAGGGGGAGGAGGAGGAGGAGGAGGGAGAGGAGGGAGAGGAGGGAGCAGGGAUGAGCUUAAUGGAUAGGAUGAAUCAGCUGCAGCAGAUGCAGGGGGGCGGGGGCGGGUUGGGAAGUCCGAUGGGCGGGUUUGGAGGUAUGGGGAGUCCUAUAGGUGGCGGCGGCGGCCUAGGCAGUCCCAUGCUGGGAAACGGCUUAGGCAGCCCUGCUUUUGGCGGGUUGGGAAGCCCUCUUUCUGCUCUAAACAGCCCCAUGGGUUUCCCUUCGCAAUUGAAGUUUCAGGGGCAGGGGGAGGGUAAGGGAGAGGAGAGGGGGGGAGAGGAUGGGGACGAGGAAGGGGACGAGGAAGGGGAAGAGGAUGGAGAUGGGGAGGAGGAAGAGGAAGGGGAUUUGCCGCCGACCCCGGUUCCUGCGAACGCGCUGCAGCUUAUGAUGCGUGAGAGUAAGAAGUUUAUGGAAACAGCGGAAGAUGAGAGUGAUGAUGAUAGCUUUGCCCAGGAGGCGAGGGAGCAGGCUGAGUUAGAGGCAGCUGCUGCCGCAGCCGCAGCAGCAGAAGCAGCAGCAGGAGGAGGAGGGGCGGAGGAAGAGGAGGGAGGUGAGGAGGGAGGGGAAGGUGGUGUGGGUGGGUUUGGGAUUAUGGACCGGUUGUUGAGUUUUCAAGAAGGUUUGGAGGAUGGAGAGGGGGGUAUGGGGGGGGGAGCGGGAGGGGAAGGGGGAGAAGGAGGGCUUAUGGGUGCUUUUGCACGACUGCAGCAGGCUUCUGGUGAAGAGGGAGGAGGUUUUGGCAGGGAGGGAGGUGAAGGGAGGGAGGAAGGAGGUGAUAUGAAUAGGGAUGGGGAUGGGGAGGAGGAAGGGGGUUUUGGGAGUGAGGGAGAGGGGAGUGUUCUGGAGCAUGAUAUAGAGGAAGAAGGGGAGGGGGAGGAGGAGUAUGGGGAGGAGGAAGAGGGGGAAGAGGGGGUGGGCGAGAGGGGAGGAGGGGGGCGUGGUGGAGGUAGGGGAUGGGGGUUUCCAGGAAGGAGCAACGGAGGAGGACCGGAGGAGUACGAUGGGGAAGAGGAGGAGAAUGGGGAAGAAGGGGGACGGGUGGAGGAGGGGGAGGAAGAGGGUGAGAGAGAGGAUGGUGGGGAAGGGUAUGAUGAGGAUGGUCCAGGCUUGGGGUAUGGUGGGGAGGGAGAGGAGUACCAAGGAGAGUACCAAGGGGAAGGUGGGGCGGAAGGUGAAAGGGAGGGGUACGAUGAGGAGCAGGAGAGGUAUGAUGGGGAAGAGGAGGAGAUGCAGCAGGAGUAUGGAGAGCAGCAGUACCAGGAGGGGCAAUUCGAGGAGGGGCAGUAUGGUGAGGAGGAGGAGGGGCAGUUGGAGCAAGGGGAGAUGGGCGAGUUGAGUCAAGAGCAGCAGGAUUUGGAUCCUGAGCAGGAAGGGUUCUACUCUGAUGAAGCAGGUGGGCAGGUGUAUAACGAGGAUGGGUAUGAAGGGCAGGGAGAGGCGCAGGAGUAUUUAGAGGGAGAGGGAGAGUAUGUGGAAGGGCAGGAGAAUUUUUUGGAUGAGAACGGGCAGCUGGUGAAUGAGAACGGGCAGUAUGUGGAUGAAAAUGGGCAGCUGUUGAAUGAGAACGGGCAGUAUGUGGAUGAGAACGGGCAGCUGGUGAAUGAGAACGGGCAGUAUGUUGAUGAAAACGGGCAGCUGGUGAAUGAGAAUGGGCAGUAUGUGGAUGAAAACGGGCAGCUGGUGAAUGAGAACGGGCAGUAUGUGGAUGAGAACGGGCAGCUGGUGAAUGAGAACGGGCAGUAUGUUGAUGAAAACGGGCAGCUGGUGAAUGAGAAUGGGCAGUAUGUGGAUGAAAACGGGCAGCUGGUGAAUGAGAACGGGCAGUAUGUGGAUGAAAACGGGCAGCUGGUGAAUGAGAAUGGGCAGUAUGUGGAUGAAAACGGGCAGCUGCUGAAUGAGAACGGGCAGUAUGUGGAUGAAAACGGGCAGCUGGUGAAUGAGAAUGGGCAGUAUGUGGAUGAAAACGGGCACCUGGUGAAUGAGAACGGGCAGUAUGUGGAUGAAAACGGGCAGCUGGUGAAUGAGAAUGGGCAGUAUGUGGAUGAAAACGGGCAGCUGGUGAAUGAGAAUGGGCAGUAUGUGGAUGAAAACGGGCAGCUGCUGAAUGAGAAUGGGCAGUAUGUGGAUGAAACUGGGCGGUUGGUGGACGAAAACGGGCAGUACAUAGAUGAAACCGGGCAGUAUGUGGACGAGAACGGGCAUUAUUUGCAAGAGGAUGGGGCAGGAGAAUUAGGGUUUGACGACGGGGGAGGGUUCAUGAGUGAUGGGAUGGGAGGGAUGAGAAGAGGCACACCUUUAGAGGUGGUGUAUGAGGAGGGGGAGGAGCAGAUGGAGGAGCAGGAGGAUGAAGGAGAGGAAGGAGAGGGGUAUCGUCAGGAACAGGGUUAUAGUGAUGGGCAGGGUUUUAGCGACGGGCAGGAGCAGUAUGAGGACGGUCAGGGUAGCUUCAUUGAACGGCCGGAUGUGGAGCAGCAGGAAUCGUAUGGUGGAGAUGCGCUGGGCAGCUUUAUUGAACGGCCAGAUGCGUCUGGUGAUGGUCAGGGGAGCUUCAUCGAACGGCCGGAUUAUGAGGGGGGAGAGGAGGAGGGGUAUGGAGGAGAGGAGGGGGAGUAUGGGGGAGAGGAGGAAGGGGGGUAUGUGGAUGCAGAUGGGAAUUAUGUGGAGCAGGGGCAGCAGGGGUAUGUGGAUGAAAACGGAAAUUUCGUGGAAGGAGGGCAAGGGUACGUGGAUGAGCAUAGAAAUUUCGUUGAAGGAGGGCAAGGGUACAUGGAUGAAAAUGGAAACUUCGUUGAAGGAGGACAAGGGUACAUGGAUGAAAAUGGAAACUUCAUGGAAGGGGGACAAGGGUACGUGGAUGAGAAUGGAAACUUUGUGGAAGGAGGGCAGGGGUAUGUUGACGAACAUGGUAACUUCGUUCCGAUGCAUGAGGGGGAGUAUGUGGAAGCAGGAGAGGGGUAUGUGGAUGAAAACGGUAACUUUUUACAGGGUCAGAUUCAGCAGCAGCAUGAGCAGGAGCAGCAGCAAGGUUACGUGGAUGAGAAUGGUGAAUACACAACAGAACAGGAGGGGAUGGGGGAAGGAGAGGGGGAGGAAGGAGGAGAGGGCCAAGGCCCGCUCAGUCCCAUGGGGGGUUUUAUGUCUGGACAGGGGAUGAUGGGAGGAGGGCAUAUGGGCAUGGGUCCAGGGUUCGGGCCUAUGAGUCCCAUGGCCCCCCUGUCCCCCGCGUCUCCCAUGGGAGCAGGCAAUACCAUGGGUUUUGCGUCUGAGGAGCAGCAUCAGGUGUAUGGGCAUGGGCAGGGGCAGGGGUAUGGGGAGCUAGGGCCUAUGAGUCCCAUGUCCCCGUAUGGAAAUCAGGGGCAGCAGCAGGAGCAGUAUGGUAUGGGGGUUCUUGGUAGCCCUAUUGCAGGAGGAGGAGGAGGAGGAGGAGGAGGAGGGUCAGGAGGAUCAGGAGGGUCGGGAAGAGGAGGCAGGAUGUUUCCUCCUAGCCCCCGCAGUCCCCACAUGCCAAUGCACCCGCCGUCCCCCCGCCAGCAGUUCCUGCAACAGCAGCAACAGCAGGGGCAGGGGCAGCAGCAGGGGCAGGGGCAGGGGCAGCAGCAGGGGCAGCCGCAGCCGGGGCGGCGUGUGAUUCGGCACGACUCCUCCCGAUCCUUUGACGACCGGGCUUCCAGCAGUCGAAUGUCUUUCACCGAACGGGACAACAGACCCUUCCCUGGUGCUGGUGGUGGUGAUAACUAUGCUGCUGGUUCUGCUCCUGGACUCUCUCCCACUGCCUACUCCCCUGUAGACUUCUCCAGCCGCUCCAACCCCCCCUGGGCUUCUAGCCCUGGAGGAGGAGCGGGGGGCCGCGGGGGAGGGAGAGGCGGCGCGCACAGGGCAGGGAGCAAAUCGUACGGGGGGGAGAUGGACAGGUAUACAGGGAGGGAGAGGUGGGCGAUGGGGCAGAGGAUUGAGCUGGAACGUCCCAAGAGCCGGCAGGGGGGUUAUGAUGAGAACGGACGGCCGGUGAGUCGGCAGGGAGGGUAUGAUGAGAAUGGGAGACCGCUGAGUAGGAGAGGGUCGAGGGAGGAUGAGCGGCCGUUGAGUCGGCAUGGCGAGAGGCCUAGUAGCAGCAGGUCGUUCAGAGGGGGGUAUGAGGAAGGGUUACCAGCAGCCCCUAGGGGGAGCGGUGGAGGAGGGGGAGGGGGAGAUGGAGGAGGGGGGUAUGGGCGUAGGCUUUCGGGCAGCCGAGACGGGCAGCAGAACGAGGAGUUUGCGUUCGGGCAGUUGGGAGGGGGCGGAGGCGGAGCAGGGGGAGGAGGAGGGAUGUAUGUAGUGCCUGAAGAGGAGGAGGAGGAAGAGGAUGAGGAUGACUCUCCUAGCCCUGAAAUGGUUACCAGAACCACGAGUGUGCGAUCUAGCCGAUCCGGAGGGUCUAGAUACUCGAGAGAUGGGGCUGACGGGGGGCUGAGCGGAGGGAGCGAGGGCGAAGGCGAGGGGAGUCCCAUGGGGGGUGGUGGCUUCGCGUUUGGGGCUUCACCUGCUGGUGGUGGUGGUGGUGGUGGUGGUGGUUUGGGGGGCUACGGGGGGGAUUAUGGAGGGAUGGGAGGAGGAGCAGGAGGGGCGGGAGGAGUGGGGGCUGCGGGGCAGUAUGGGGAGUUCGGGGGAGGGUUAGGGUUAGGGUUGAUAGGAGGGGAGCUGGGACCAGUUCCCGAGGUUGAUGAAGAUGCAUUGGAGGAGGAAGAGGAAGAGGAAGAGGAGGAGGAGGGGGAAGAGGGGGAGGAAGAGGGGGGGUUUUCUGCAGGAGAGUUUGACGGGCGGCAGUUGGAGGAGAGUGGUGUGGGAGAGAGUGAGUUGGAGGAAGGGGAGGUGGGGGAAGGAGAGGAGGAAGGAGAGGAGGAGGGAGAGGAGGGAGAGGAGGAAGAGGAGUACGGGCAAGGGUACGGGGAGGACCAUGGGGAGGAGUAUGGGGAGUUUGGAAGCCCGAUCGGCAUGGGAGGGGCAGGGGCGAUGGGGCGAUAUGAGAUGGAGGCUGGAGAUAACUUCCAGUUGCCGCCACAGCAGGGGCAAGGGCAGGGGCAGGGGCAGCAGCAGCAGCAGCAGCAGCAGCAGCAGCAGCAAGGAGGGCAGGAUGAGCUGAACGCGUGGCAGCAGCAGCUAACGUCUCAGAUGUACUCGCCUCGACCGCAGCUGCCAGCGCAUCUCAUGCAUCAGAUGGGCAUGGGUGCAGGCAUGGGUGCAGGUAUGGGUGCGGGCACAGAUUCUCUCUACCAGCAUGGGCAGCAGGGGCAGGGGGGUAUGAUGAUGCAGCUAGGCAUGCUGUCCCCGCGGCCGGACAGCAACCAGCAGCUGUUAGUGCAUGCGCCAAUGCUGCAACCACAGGGGCAGCAGCAGGGAGCAGGGGUUGCACCCCAGGCUCCUCUACAGGCAGUGCAGCCACAGCAGCCGUCCCCACCCGCUAAGAAACGGUCUCCCAGGCAGCAGAAGCAGCAGCAGGCGCAGCAGCAGCUGCUGCAGGCUCAGAAGGCUGCUAGCUCCCCGUCGCCCCUCUCCCAGCAGCAGCAACAGCAGCAGCAGCAGCAGGUGCAGGCAUCAGGGUCGCCCAUGCAGCAGCAGCAGCAGCAGCAGAGGGCUCAGAUCACGCCUCAACCCCCUCCUCCUGCGCCCGAGGGUCAAAAGGGAGGGAAGAGGAGGCCGCAGCAGAGGAAGGGGCUGAGGAAGAACCAGCAGGGAGCAGGGCAGUUGGGAGCAGGCACAGGCGAUCAACAGCAGCUGCUGCAGCAGCAGGGGCAGCAAGGGCAGCAGGGGCAGGGGCAGCAGCAGGGGCAGGGACAAGGGCAGACGAGGGGUCUUGGUGCUGGUUCUGAUGCUGGUGUUACUGGUGGUGGUGGUGGUGGUGGUGGUGGUGGUGGUGGUGGUGGUGGUGGUGGUGGUGGUGGUGGUGUGGUGGUGGUGGGUGGUGGUGGUGGUGGUGGUGGUGGUGGUGGUGGUGGUGGUGGUGGUGGUGGUGGUGGUGGUGGUGGUGGUGGUGGUGGUGGUGGUGGUGGUGGUGGUGGUGGUGGUGGUGGUGGUGGUGGUGGUGGUGGUGGUGGUGGUGGUGGUGGUGGUGGUGGUGGUGGUGGUGGUGGUGGUGGUGGUGGUGGUGGUGGUGGUGGUGGUGGUGGUGGUGGUGGUGGUGGUGUGGUGGUGGUGGUGGUGGUGGUGGUGGUGGUGGUGGUGGUGGUGGUGGUGGUGGUGGUGGUGGUGGUGGUGGUGGUGGUGGUGGUGGUGGUGGUGGUGGUGGUGGUGGUGGUGGUGGUGGUGGUGGUGGUGGUGGUGGUGGUGGUGGUGGUGGUGGUGGUGGUGGUGGUGGUGGUGGUGUGGUGGUGGUGGUGGUGGUGGUGGUGGUGGUGGUGGUGGUGGUGGUGGUGGUGGUGGUGGUGGUGGUGGUGGUGGUGGUGGUGGUGGUGGUGGUGGUGGUGGUGGUGGUGGUGGUGGUGGUGGUGGUGGUGGUGGUGGUGGUGGUGGUGUGGUGGUGGUGGUGGUGGUGGUGGUGGUGGUGGUGGUGGUGGUGGUGGUGGUGGUGGUGGUGGUGGUGGUGGUGGUGGUGGUGGUGGUGGUGGUGGUGGUGGUGGUGGUGGUGGUGGUGGUGGUGGUGGUGGUGGUGGUGGUGGUGGUGGUGGUGGUGGUGGUGGUGGUGGUGGUGGUGGUGGUGGUGGUGGUGGUGGUGGUGGUGGUGGUGGUGGUGGUGGUGGUGGUGGUGGUGGUGGUGGUGGUGGUGGUGGUGGUGGUGGUGGUGGUGGUGGUGGUGGUGGUGGUGGUGGUGGUGGUGGUGGUGGUGGUGGUGGUGGUGGUGGUGGUGGUGGUGGUGGUGGUGGUGGUGGUGGUGGUGGUGGUGGUGGUGUGGUGGUGGUGGUGGUGGUGGUGGUGGUGGUGGUGGUGGUGGUGGUGGUGGUGGUGGUGGUGGUGGUGGUGGUGGUGGUGGUGGUGGUGGUGGUGGUGGUGGUGGUGGUGGAUACUGCUAGUACUAAGACCAAGCGGAAAGGGAAGGGGGCAGGGAAAGGGGCCAAGAGCGCUGAAGCAAGGCUGCAGGGGAGGAACAGGAGGGAAGGGGACGAGGCUGCGGCUUCGGCCGGUGGAAAGAAAGGGAAGGGGAGAAAGGCAGUGGCAGGAGGUGCUAGUACUGAAGCUGAUGCUAUGGAGAACGAUCGGAUUAGCUCCAGUGGUGGUGGUGGUGCAGCAGCAGCAGCAGCAGGGGCAGGAGCAGGAGCAGGAGCAGCAGGAUUAAGAAGCAUGACUCGUGGGGACUCGGCUAUCUUUGACUCACUACCCAUGGGACCCGUGCAGGUGCAGGGGUACUAUGCUGGGGAGGAUGGGAUGUUGCAUAACAGCCCUGGCACUGGCAGCAGCAACGGCCGCAACGCUGCUGCUGAUACAUCCCCAGCAGCAGGAGCAGGAGCAGCAGGAGCAGCAGCAGGAGGAGGAGCAGGAGGAGCGUUGCUUGCAGAGGGCCCGGAUUCCUUCGUGGACUUGAAUCUAGAAGAGAUUGGGGAGGCGGAGACGGGGAAGCAGCUAGUGUUUGCGGGACAGGCAGUGGAGCGAGCGGGAAGAGCUGCGAGAUCGAACCGAGAGAGCAGAGCGGGCAGAGCAGGCAAAGGCAUGGACGGUGCAGGUGGGAGUGUGGUGGGAGAAUCAGAGAUGCAGGGGACAGUGUCGGGGCGCAAGAGGAGCAGCAGCAAGGAGACUGUUGCGAGCACACGCCGACAGCUCUUCCCUUCGCCGCAACAGAAGACAACAGUCCCGUACUACGGCUCCUUCUCCCCAGCCUCGCUCCUCCACUCCGCGCAAGUCCUGGAGCACCAGCAGCAGCGCUCCAAGGGCUACUCCGCGCUUGACCGCUCGCUCCUCACCGCCAUCCUCUCCGCCCUCGACUCGCCCCGCGACUGGCUGUCCUUCUCCCUCGUCUGCAAGUCCUGGCGAGCCGUCGCUUACCACGGGCUACGCUCCCUCCGCCUGGUGCGAGGCAGGAGGGUCACCCUCGAGGGGUUAAUCCGAGCCCUCGCUCACUGCCCGAACCUCACGUGUUUGGAUAUUCCGGGGAUGUGCUUGGAUCAGCCGCUCCAGUCCCUCUCCCUCAACUUCCACAACGGCCAGCACCACGUGCGCCUACCCGACUCCGUAUCCAACCUAACCGCUCUCCACUCCCUCGAACUCGCCUUCCACUACCCCGCAUCCCUCCCGCCCUCCCUCUGGUCCCUCACCAACCUCCAAACUCUCCGCCUCGUCGGCUGGAAAGGCCUGGCUUUCCUCCCCAACUGCAUCGGCGACCUUCGCAGCCUCUGUACUCUUGAUCUCCGCUGCUCCGACUUAGUCGACCUCCCUCCCUCCGCCGGAUCCCUCCCGUUCCUCCGAGAACUAGUCUGGGAGACCAGGCGCACGCGGGAAAUGGAGCUGUACGGCUCAUCCAUCCCGCCCUCCAUAAUCGCUUUCUCCGACAUAUCCCAUCUCACGCUCAAAAACGUCUGGACCGCAUCGGACGAUCUGCAGCACUUGACCUCUCUCACGCGGUUAGAGCUCUGGGGCGCUAAGGGGCACUUGCGGGUGCUCCCAGAGGCUCUAGGCGAGCUAGACCGGCUGGUCUAUCUCGACGUAAGAGGGUCGUUCCGUGUCGUUCCCUCCUCCAUAGGCCGCCUGCGCCGCCUCGAGACCCUCAUACUGCUCAGCGAAGUUUUGGAGCUGCUGCCCGCGGAGCUCGGGCAGCUCACGAAUCUCCGCGAGCUGAGGCUCGAUGGGUGCCGGUCUAACCCCAAGCUGCCCGCGUCUCUCUGGACUCUCCACAACCUCCGAACCCUCUCCAUGCCCUGCGACCGAGUCCCUGAAGAGAUCGGUAAUCUCAACUCUCUUCACUCCCUUGCAAUCGAAUCCGAUACCCCCCGUUCCCUUGCCAACACCUUCCUCCCUGCUCCCAUCGGCUGGUUGUACGAGCUAAAAGAGCUCCGGCUAGUCUGCCCCUACGUUCGCUCCCUCCCCUCCUCCUUCGUCCUUCUGGGGAACCUACUCGACCUCCAGUUGCAAUUUUCCGGGCCGCUUCCGAAGAAUUUCGGCGAGCUGAACUCUCUGCAGAGGCUCGUAUUGGACAGCCGGGAAGUUUACGCGCUGCCCGAGUCUUUCGGGGAGAUUCGCACGCUCGAGUCCCUCACUCUGGUCUGCGAAAAACUUGCGUCGCUGCCCGACUCGUUCGGGAACCUCUCCUCGCUGCGCUCGCUCACCCUCGUCCACUGUGCAAAUCUUUCUACGCUGCCCGUCUCCUUCGGGAAGCUGAAAAAUCUUUCCCGGUGGGAGGCGCAGUGCAAGGAGCUUUUCUGGCUGCCCGUGUCAGUGGGCAAUUUAGUUUCUCUCCAAAGCUUGGAGCUUGAGAGUGAUGUGAUUACUCAGUUACCAGACACGUUUGCCCCUGGUUCCCCUGUCUCCUCCCCCUUCCCCACCUUACCCCCCCCCCCCCAAGUAUUAGGUGAGUCAGGGGCUGCACUGGUGACUUUUGAGUCGACUCAAGAGUCAGGGGCAGCACUGUACUGGGUGAGCCAGGGGCAGCACUGGUGCGAGUACUGCCGCAUAUUCCUGGCCAACAACGCGGCGUCCAUCCGCAUGCACGAGGGCGGCACCAAACACAAGGAGGCCGUCGCUGCCAAGCUCAGCGCCAUCCCUCCCUCCCCUGCACCCUGCAUCCGCUCCCCUGCAUCCACCUCCCCUUCCCCUUCCUCCCACCAGCACUGGGGGCAGCACUGGUGCGAGUACUGCCGCAUAUUCCUGGCCAACAACGCGGCGUCCAUCCGCAUGCACGAGGGCGGCACCAAACACAAGGAGGCCGUCGCUGCCAAGCUCAGCGCGAUACGCAGGGAGGGCAAGCAGAAGGAGCGCGAGAAGGAGGAGGCUGAGCGGGCUAUUGCCGCUAUAGAGGAGGCAGCGAAGAGGCAGUACGAGAAGGACGUAGCGGAGCAGAGGCGGCAGCAGCACCAGCAGCAGAAGGGAUCAGAGAUGCAGCAGCACAGAGAAGCAGUGGCUGCAGCCGUUGCUGCUGUCGACGCCGCUUCCUCUGCUGCUGCUGCUGCUGGUGGGGAAUCGGCGGGAGAGCCGACCAUUCCCCCUCCACCGCCUCCCCCCCAGUCGAAAAACGUUUCUGCUGAUGAGUGGGUACUGGAGGAGAGCAGCGGAUACCACUACAGCCACCGCUCGGGUUACUUCUAUGACUCCAAGUCUGGGCUCUACUAUUCAGAUUCCAUUGCGCGCUGGUGCAGCCAUCAGGAGGUAUCCACCCUCUCAGCAGCCUCCCCCAGAAAGCCCUCCCCAGCGGCUCCUAACUCGCAACAACCCACCACUGCUGGCACCACAGCUGCCCGGAAAAACCCUGCCGGGGCAGGCGGGCCUGCCCCAGGCCCCGUUCGGGCAGGCGCCAAGAAAGCUGUGGGGGGGAAGGCAGUGGUGAAAGGGGUGGCUUCGUCGGUUGCGUGUGAUCCGAAUGCGAGGAAGCGGGGGAGGAAGAUGAGUGAGGAGGAAGAGAAGGCGUUGGCUGCAAGGGAGGCUGCGAGGAGGAGAACGCAGGAGCGGGAGAAGAAGAGCCUUGGCCUGUACUCCUCUUAUUGA
Messenger RNA from Closterium sp. Naga37s-1, 13671 nucleotides. NCBI's taxonomy places the organism in Eukaryota, Viridiplantae, Streptophyta, Zygnematophyceae, Desmidiales, Closteriaceae. The record is from the annotation of a GenBank genome assembly.